AUGUCAGAUCCAACAGUCGCCAAGAGUUUCCUAAGGGACUGGGAAGCCCCAGAAUUUGCGAAGAAGAUGAAAAAUGUUCCGAAGCACAGAAUGGAGAUUCGUAACUUGGAGUUUCUGUUGGCUGAUGCCGUAGUGAAAGGCCACAAGUCAGUCGUUACAUGUGGGGCUUUCACGUCAAAUCAUUGUCGUACCACUGCGGUAGCAAGUGCACAGUUGGGCUUAGAUGCACACAUUUGUAUACGGGGCGGUGGUGAAAAAGUCCCGAUGCGUGGAAAUUUGAUGCUGAGUCGGUUUUCUGGCGCUACGUUGUACAGGCUUCCAGACUCGAUCUCAGAUUCAGGCUUUUUUGAUAAAAUGGUGGAACUUUCCAAGAAGUUAGGGACGAUUACCGGCGAUGAACCAUACGUUAUUCCAGUUGGUGGUUCCAGUUACCCUGGCCUCUUUGGUUAUGUGAAUUGUUUUGCAGAAAUGAUGCAACAGGGCGUAUUAGAAAAAUAUACAGAUAUUGUCAUAACAUGUGGCACGGCCGUAACAACUGGAGCUAUCGCCAUCUCAAAUUAUCUCACAGGGUCAAAGUUAAGGAUUCAUUCCUUCAGUAUAAAACGACCAUUGUCGUUCAUAUAUGGCUAUGUACAGGAAUGCAUUGAUUUGGCUGGUCUUGAUGGCGUCAAGGCGGAAGACCUUGUCUCUGCAUGUGUGGAUUACAUCGGUGAAGGAUAUGGCAAGAAUACAGAACAGGAGCUAGAUUUUAUUCGUAAUGCUGCCGAUACUACUGGAAUUGUGUUAGAUCCAGUCUACACCGGAAAAGCUGCUCGUGGUGCAGUUGAAGAAAUGAAGAACAAUCCAGGACGUUUCAAGGGAAAGAAAGUUCUCUUCCUUCACUCUGGCGGCGUGUUUUCUAUUUACACUGAUCAACGAUUUGAUGGAGUUAUGACCAAAGAAGGAUCUGCUGCCAAUAAAGUACACUACUGGUUGGACCUUGAAUCUGAACCACCUGUGGGUGUCACUGCAAAAGAACAGUAACAAAAUCACCAUGCUAAGGAUCUGUACAAGAACCUAAUUAAUCGCAUCUAAACAUAAUCAACAUGACUAACGAGAAAAUGCAAUUAAACAUUAAUUGCUAAGUAUAUAUAUAUACCAUUUUCAUUAGUCUAAGUGAAUGACAGUAGAGUGAUGAACAGCUAAUAAAACUACUUUUCAAUUGUUUUUAGUGUUGCCUGUAGAAUAUAACGAUGGGAACAACGCAAGAUGUCUCAAUUUAGUCAACUGUCGCUUUGGGGGUGGGGUGAUAGUGUAUCACUGUUUUGGUAUGUUUAGGGAGGGGGGAAAUAGAAGUGUCUACUUUACAUCAUCUCAUUCUGUUGUUGAAUAACUUAUUUUGGUCGAUGUUGUACUGCACAAUUGCUCAAAUUCUUGAUUUUUAUUCCCCAAAGUUAUUUUCUGUACCUAAAUUUGAUCCAUGUCAAUGCAAGUAUUAAAUACAACUUGGGGAUGUGUUACAAGUGUUUUAGCUUCUCAAGCAAUAUUGAAAUGAAUUACUUUUACGGCAUGAAAAGUGAUGAUUUUGUCAUGGCAUUGCAGACUUAGUUCAUAGAAACUGCUUGAGCUGUAUAAAUACACACGCAAGAACCUUUUGCUCAAUCCCUUUUCUCAGGUUUCACUCGUCAGUUUACUUGCAAGGCUGAAGCUAUCCGGUUUGGCAUAUAUAUUUGCAAACAGUAUCGGUAUUCAAGUGAUAUUUGCCUAUAUCAUCUCCCGCACUAAUAAAUGGAUUAGUCAUGCAAACUUUAAUUCGUUAUUCAUAACGAGAUAAACUGAUAAUAAAUAAAUCUUUAAACCAUAGUGUUCUGUAUUUCAACUGAAAAAGGCUAUGAUUUUGACAUUGGCAGCUGUGAUGUGAAUAGUCAGUUUACAUUUGUUGGUUGUAUGUUGCCCCAUUUCUGUUUUUUUUUUUUCACCAUUGUAUCAAUGUCUACAUUUUCUUCAUUCCAGACUAAUCUGUAUUGUCCAUACAGUAAUAAAUAAAACUGCUUAUACUAGUAGUAAGAAAAA
Molecule: messenger RNA, 2052 nt
Organism: Saccoglossus kowalevskii
Lineage: Eukaryota; Metazoa; Hemichordata; Enteropneusta; Harrimaniidae
Molecular function (GO): D-cysteine desulfhydrase activity
Source: RefSeq, a predicted model, not a curated record